Messenger RNA from Papilio machaon (common yellow swallowtail), 988 nucleotides. RefSeq names its product myosin-11. The transcript is spliced from 5 exons. The coding region runs from base 50 to 988 and encodes 312 amino acids. NCBI's taxonomy places the organism in Eukaryota, Metazoa, Arthropoda, Insecta, Lepidoptera, Papilionidae. The record is from RefSeq and is a predicted model, not a curated record.
AAACAUUAAUUAAAUAUCUGCCUUAAGUUCAUCUUGACUAAUUCCCAACAUGGAAGAUAUUUCAGAGUUUAAAUCAUUUGAAUUAAACUUCAUCGAUGUAAUUGGAGCCUUGCAAUCAAUGAUAUCCUCAGAGGCACAUCUCCGUGAGGCAGUGCGUACGGAGGCGGCUCGCGCUGAAGCGGCGGAGACGGCAUGCACGGAAGCCAAGCGCGUUGCUGACGACAACCGCGCCAAUGCCGCCGCAACGGCCGCCGGUGCCACCCAAGCUUCUCACGCGCUUGCCGCCGCUCAAGAUGAACUCACCACUAUUAAAUCCAAAAUUGAAUUAUCGGAACGGCAGAAGAGUCUUCUAGAGGAGAAAUGCAGUGAAAUGUCGGAUAGGAUAGGAGUUUUAGAAAAAGAAUUAGAAGAACUGCGGCCGCUACAAUCUGUUCAUUCCGCACUUCAGAAACAGUACGUAGAAUUAGAAAGCCGCGUGAGAAUCGCUACUGAAGAGGCUCGCAAUGAAGCAAGCUCGUUAGAGAGCGAGGUCCGCCGCGUGGAGAGGUGCGCGCGCGGUGGCGAGGAAGUGCGAACGCGCGCGCGCCUUGCUGCAGCCGCGCAUGCUCGCGAACGCAAACUCGCCGCUGAUGAGAAGCAGCAUCUAACCGCAGAACUCAUGCGCGCCAACACUGAAAUCGCUCGACUCGGAUCUAUAGUGUCAGAAUUGCAAUACCGUUUAUCAGACUAUAGUAACAAUAAGUCUAAAAUGAAGCUUAUAAACGAGUCAGAGUCAGAUACAUUAGCGGAGCUGAGAGCAGCAUUGGAAGUGGAGCGAGCUGGCGCGGCCAAGACUGAGCAGGCGCUUGCCGCAGCACUGGCUGACAAUCUCACAUUGGCGACGCAGCUGCACAAACAAGACAAUAUUGAACAUACGCAAGCUUCGCCCUCGAAACAAAACAACACUACCACUAAUAUAUCACCAAUAGACUUGUUUUUGGCUGAAUAA